This is a messenger RNA of Rubroshorea leprosula, 913 nucleotides long. Lineage: Eukaryota; Viridiplantae; Streptophyta; Magnoliopsida; Malvales; Dipterocarpaceae. The record is from the annotation of a GenBank genome assembly.
CCCUUGAAGGGUAUGUCUCAUACCAGUGAUCACAAUGAUCUUCUCUUCAUAAGCCUUCCCUCUGAUAUUGUUUCUUCCCGUUCAAUUUCUCUUUCCACAAUGGCUGCAGCCCUUAGAACUUCUCAGCCCGUAGAAAUGAACAUUCAAGUGAUUGAUGCUGAGAAAAGCAGACUCGAAGUAGUCAAAGAAGAAGAAUUCGACUAUUCACAAAGGGCACAAUGGCUUCGAGCUGCUGUACUUGGAGCCAAUGAUGGGCUGGUUUCUGUUGCAUCACUAAUGAUGGGUGUUGGAGCUGUAAAGCAAGACGUUAAGGCCAUGCUUCUAGCUGGAUUUGCAGGCUUGGUUGCAGGGGCUUGUAGCAUGGCCAUCGGAGAGUUUGUCUCUGUUUACACUCAAAGAGACAUAGAGACAGCUCAAAUGGAAAGAGAGAAGAGGAUGCCAGGAAGUGGAGAAGAGAAAGAAAAGGAGAGGCUGCCAAACCCAGUACAGGCUGCUGCAGCAUCAGCCUUAGCCUUUGCUAUUGGUGCAGUGGUGCCACUGUUGGCAGCAGCAUUCAUAAGAGAUUAUAAGGUGAGGCUGGCAGUGAUUGUCACUGUGGCUAGCCUAACAUUGGUGGUGUUUGGGGGAGUAGGAGCGGUGCUCGGGAAGACUCCGUUGGUGAGAUCUAGUGUUAGGGUGGUGAUUGGAGGGUGGCUGGCCAUGGCUAUCACGUAUGGACUUACCAAGUUGAUUGGCAGAAGUGGUAUUUGAUGAGAGAACCUUUGCUUCACCCUGGUUUGCAUGUUUAGCUUUGAAUGCCAUGCUCUACCAUAGAGAGUAUGCAGUAAUUGGGCUUGUUUGGGAAGAAAUAAAUAGAUGAUGCUCUGAGCUUCUUCGAAAAUAAAAGAGCAAUUAAUCAAUUAAGCAGGUUCCA